AGGUCAUUCCUCCGUGUUUCACUGAUCCCGGGCGGAGCCACUGGCCGUUUUGUUACCUGACAGCGGCAUUCCCACAUGAACCUCACGGCGGAAGGUAUCGUUCUCCGUCCGCGAUGAGGCUCCGUGUUGCCGGCGCCGUGAUGCUAGCGGCGGCCGCCUAUUACGUGUACCUGCCGUUACCGAGCGGCGUGAGCGAGCCGUGGAAGCUGAUGCUGCUGGACUCGCUUUUCCGGAGCUUCAUGCAGGCGAGUGACAUCGCCCACGCUCUGGGCUUCUGCCACCGUGUUCACCUGCUGAACCGGGUGGUGUCCUGGGUGGAAGUGGUCGAGGCACGCUCCAGUGUCACCGUGCACGUGACAGACUCCACGCUCGGAGGCGUGCCUACCCGGGUGUUUCAGCCGAAGGAGGGCAGGAAACUUAAGAGAGGAGUGAUUUAUUUUCAUGGCGGCGGCUGGGCGCUCGCCAGUGGAAAAAUGCGCUCCUACGACCUUCUGUGUCGGAAAAUGUCGGAAGACCUGGACGCUGUCAUCAUGUCUGUCGAUUACCGUCUAGCUCCUGAUGCGGUGUUCCCGGAUCAGUACCACGAUGCUCUGGCAGCGUCGCGGGCGUUCCUGUCUACAGAGGUCCUGCAGCGCUACAGCAUCGACCCGGAGAGGGUGUGUGUCUCUGGAGACAGCGCCGGAGGGAACCUGGCUGCUGCUGCGGCUCAGGAGUUUGGUUCCGACGAGUCUCUGGAGGUGAAGUUUAAGGUCCAGGCCCUGAUCUACCCGGUUCUGCAGGCGCUGGACUUCUACACCCCGUCCUACCAGCAGAACCAGGCGGUGCCCAUCCUCUACAGGCCCUACAUGGCCCGGUUCUGGUUGCAGUACCUGGGUGCUGACGCUGCUCUGGAACCGCUCCUCCUGGCCAACAACCACAGCUCUCUGGACCAGCCGGCCAUCGGUGCCGUGACCCGCUCCAGGCUGAACUGGACCGCCCUGCUGCCGGCCGAGCGCAGGAAGCACUACCAGCCGGUGGUUAGGGAAAAGGGUUCGCCGAGCGUGGUGAGCACGGUGCCGGGGCUGACGGAUGUGAGGGCGUCGCCGCUGCUGGCAGAGCAGGGGGUUCUGGGUAAGACGCCCAAGGCCUACGUGAUGACGUGUGAGUUUGAUGUCCUGAGGGACGACGGGCUGAUGUACGCCAGGCGUCUUCAGGACGCUGGCGUGGACGUGACCAGCGACCACUACGACGACGGUUUCCACGGCUGCAUGGUGUUCGCUAACUUGCCCUUGAUGUCGAGCGUGGGACGCAGGAGCAUGGACGGCUUCAUCCGCUGGCUGGACCGGAACCUCUGAGCCAUGUUUGGUUCGGAGCUUCAUUUCGUCCUUUAGCGACGGAGAGCGGGGUGAGACAGCUUUACGUGGGACCGAGCCAGCGACAUGCAGCUUCAGCAGCCACUCCCAGAUCAACACUGGAAAACGGUCGGCUCUGGGCGUGCAGCCAUCACGGCGCUCCGCCGUGCAGAUGAAGAAAAACGGGCGUAAAACACAUGCACCGCCCCUCUGCCCCCUACAGGGAACAGAGGGGCGGUGCAGGAGGAAAACUUUAUUUAAAGCUAAUUUAUUUAUGACGGGAAACUGGAUUUAACCGGCAGACCGGGAUCUGAGCUCCGAGGUAUGAGACACGGUUAGGGAACGCCCUCUCUGUCCACAUGACGGUGUAUUCUCUAAUACUCUAGUACUCUAGUACUUCUAUCAUACUUGCUCAUCGUAAUCCUUAAUCUGGGUGUUUUAUCUUCCUCUGGCUGCUCCGCCUCCGUGUGAUUCCGGCUUCAACAUCGUUUUCACUCGUUCUAACAUGUUUGUGCAAACUGCUGUGAAAUAUAAAAGGAAUAUAUUGAUCGUCCA
Messenger RNA from Nothobranchius furzeri (turquoise killifish), 1886 nucleotides. Its product is annotated as neutral cholesterol ester hydrolase 1. NCBI's taxonomy places the organism in Eukaryota, Metazoa, Chordata, Actinopteri, Cyprinodontiformes, Nothobranchiidae. The record is from RefSeq and is a predicted model, not a curated record. Gene Ontology annotation, cellular component: membrane. Gene Ontology annotation, molecular function: carboxylic ester hydrolase activity; serine hydrolase activity.